Messenger RNA from Eutrema salsugineum, 1646 nucleotides. Its product is annotated as protein IQ-DOMAIN 14. The record is from RefSeq and is a predicted model, not a curated record. Gene Ontology annotation, molecular function: protein binding. Bases 266 to 1504 code for a protein of 412 amino acids. The transcript has 2 exons. NCBI's taxonomy places the organism in Eukaryota, Viridiplantae, Streptophyta, Magnoliopsida, Brassicales, Brassicaceae.
GAGAUUUUGAUUUGGAGUGGACCGGAGCCAUAUACCCAUUGACUUGUAUUGACACAUGGCUUUUUGAAACGCGUAUAACCAACGCGCAUAACUUAGGCGCGUGUAAGCUCACUCUAUAUAUCUCAUUACACGCUCACUUUGAGCUUCUCCAUUCCCAAGUGUUCUUUGCUUCUUCUUUUUUCAGACUUGUCCAAAAAAUAAUUAUUCAAAGCGAAAAAAAAUUCCGACAAAAAUUUCAGUAGAUUUUCCCGGCAAUGAAGUAACUAUGGGUUUCUUCGGACGACUGUUCGGGAGUAAGAAGCAAGAAAAACCGGCACCGACGAAAAACAACAGACGAAGAUGGAGCUUCACCACCAGAUCCUCAAAUCAGGCGACGGCUUCAUCGGCGGCGUCGUCUACUCAUCCAAGCAGGAGACGUGCCGAUGAAGAAAGCUUAGACGCCGAUAAGCAUGCUAUAGCCGUUGCGGCUGCCACCGCCGCGGUGGCUGAGGCGGCACUAGCUGCUGCUCAUGCGGCGGCGGAGGUUGUGAGACUUACCGGAAGAGGCGGCGGUAGAACCUCGUCGGUAACUGAAACUAGUUGGAUUAAUCGCCGGUGGGCUCAAGAGUAUGUAGCGGCGAUGAAGAUUCAAUCAGCUUUCCGUGGCUACUUGGCGAGGAGGGCGUUACGAGCACUGAAGGCAUUAGUGAAGCUUCAAGCGUUAGUGAAGGGGCACAUAGUGAGGAAACAAACGGCUGAUAUGCUGCGUCGGAUGCAAACGCUGGUUCGGCUCCAAGCUCGCGCUCGAGCAUCACGUUCUUCUCACGUUUCAGACUCAUUCCAUUCGACAAUGUUGAUGGUCCCUUCUUCCCCACAAUCUUUCCACGCACGAUGCGUAUCAGAGGCUGAAUACAGUAAAGUCAUUGCCAUGGACCAACACCACAACCACCGUUCCCAGAUGGGUUCGAGCCGGCUAUUAGACCAAUGGAAGACAGAGGAAACUCUAUGGAACGCACCGCGCUACAACGAAGAUGAUGAUAAGAUCUUAGAAGUCGACACUUGGAAGCCUCACUUCCCUUCCUACCACAAGGAGUCACCAAGGAAAAGAGGAUCUCUUAUGGUCCCGACAAGUGUGGAUAACAGUCCACAAGUUAGGUCUAGACCAGGAAGCAGCAGUGGCGGUUCAAGGAGAAGAACACCAUUCACGCCUACGAGAAGCGAGUACGAGUACUACUCCGGGUAUCACCCUAACUACAUGGCUAACACCGAGUCUUACAGAGCAAAAGUCCGGUCACAAAGCGCACCAAGACAGAGGCUACAAGAGUUAUCUUCAGAGAGUGGAUACAAGAGGUCAGUGCAGGGACAGUAUUACUACUACACGGCGGCAGCAGAACGAUCGUUUGAUCAGCGCUCGGACAAUGGGAUCGCAGGUUACGGUGGAAUUUCUGAUCAGUUAAGUCGAAACCAAAGUGAGAAAUCGAAGAUGUAUUCUCCGUUUCUCAAAUCUGAUCCUAUUUUGUAUUAAUAGUCGAAAGGAUAAAAAAAAGUGAGUGGAAUUGUGUAAAUUAGAUUUCGACACACAAGUACAGACAGAGAUCAAUCUCUGUACUGAAUUUUCUUUUGACUGGAUCCUACGGUACAGAUCUCGUACCAACAAGCUACGUCUA